Molecule: messenger RNA, 1542 nt
Organism: Clonostachys rhizophaga
Lineage: Eukaryota; Fungi; Ascomycota; Sordariomycetes; Hypocreales; Bionectriaceae
Source: the annotation of a GenBank genome assembly
AUGGGUAUUCUCACCGUGCUUCACGCGCACUGGUUGGCGCUCGCUGUUGUUUCAUUUGGGUUAUACAUUAUCCAAACCUGGGUAGUAUAUUAUAGGUUGCGAAAAGUGAAAGGUCCAUGGCUCACAGGAAUAUCAGGCUGGCCACAUUGCCUAGCCAUAUUGAGUGAAAGAUGCCAUGAAUGGUAUGAAGAAGCGAAUCAAAAACAUGGUCCAAUUGUGCGAGUCGCACCCAACUUACUAGUCACUUCGUCCCCCAAAGUCUGGGCUCAUAUCAAUACCCAUCCCGGGUAUCGACGAUCUCCUUGGUUCUACCAGGCUUGCAGAAUCGGGUACCGCCAGGACAAUGUAUUCUCCUGCACAGAUGAAGAAAUUCAUAGCAGAAAGAGGAAACAAAUGGUGGCUGGGUAUUCUGGCCGAGAGAACUUGGAGAUGGAGAUACCAAUCGACGAACAGGUCCAGGAGCUCGUAGACCUUCUUCGGUCUAAAUACCUAUCCACUCAAGAGGCUAUCGUGCCCGUAGACCUAGCUCAGAAGGUUCAUUACUUCACCCUUGAUGUCAUAAGUAGUAUCGGGCAUGGCAACACGUUCGGACUGCUUAGGACAGACGUUGAUGUCGACGAUUACCUCAAGUCGAGUCAUGAGGGCAUGAAGAUGUUCAACGCUUCUCUUGCCCUGGGCUUAAGUUGGCUUGCUCACGCGCCCAUCAUUGGCGCAUUCAUCUCCCCAGCACGGACGGACAAACGUGGUAUCGGUAGAAUAAUGGACAUGUGCUUCAGCCAUGUGGAUAAGCGGCUAGCGGCACCGAACGACAAGAGAUCUGACAUGUUGGCCUCUUUCAUACGGCAUGGCCUCAAGGGCCAGGAGCUUCGCAUAGAGUCUGUUGAACAGUUCAUUGCGGGCUCUGACACCACUUCAGCAGGCCUGCGCAGUGCUCUUCUCCACAUCAUAACAAACACACGAGUCUAUAAGAAACUUCAAAAAGAGGCCAAUGAGGCAGUGCGUGGCAGUAUCGUACCAAAAGCUGGCGAGGGCAUCAUCACCUCCAACCAAGCCAAACGACUUCCGUAUUUGCAGGCCGUUGUCCGCGAAACCUUGAGAGUCUGGCCCCCAGUAGCAGUUCUUUUCUCCCGUGAUGUUCCUCGAGGAGGAGACACGGUCGAGGUCGAGAGCGGCGAGGAAGUACAUCUUCCAGGGGGUGUCAGCAUUGGAUACUCAGCCCACGGAAUGCACCGUAAUGAAGAGAUUUACGGCACUGAUGCAAAGUGUUUUCGGCCUGAACGUUGGUUUGAAAGUGAUACAGCUAAAUUAGCCGCCAUGCUCCGCACGAAUGAUUUGAUCUUUGGGCAUGGUAGGUUUCAGUGUCUAGGAAAGGUCGUCGCGCAGAUGGAACUAGGAAAGCUUUUAUUUGAGAUUGUCAGCAAUUUCGACAUUGCUCUCAUUGAUCCGACGAAGCCGUGGAAAGCGAGGAACUACAUGGGACUAUUCGUGAUUUCGAAUAUGUGGGUGCAGGUAAUGGAGCUUGAUGAACAAGCCAAGGGCUAA